CGACGCCCGCAGGACCGUUGUAUUCAUUUUUCCUGGUGCGAGUGAAGCCAAGAACCAGGACAGUCCGGAUCCAGAAAAGCCUGGGACUCCACUCCAGGUCUUGCCCCCGCCUUUUUUUAAAAACCACCUCUACUUGGGAGCAGUGAAAAACAGAGUAGCGUCGGGGCAGCAGAUGACCCGGCGCAGCGCGAGGAGCACAACAGUCUUCUCUAACAAAUGAAAGGAUGGGGGGCAUCAGCAGCAGCUGAACUCCGAGAAACUGGAUCAGGGGUCGAGGGGAAAGAACUGCUUUCUGCUCACCCUCGGGUGACUUUUGUUGGAUUUAAUCCCCGGUCCACACCAACAUGCCAUUUGCCAAACGAGUCGUGGAACCUCAGUUACUGUGCAGGUAUCAAAUCCCAAACGAGGAGGGUCUGCUUUUCGAGGACCUGGUCUCCAUCAGUAAUGUGGCUCUAUCUCGGACCUUGCGGCAGCUGUCGGACCUGGCUAAACAUGCCUGCUCCAUAUUCCAGGAGCUGGAGAACGACCUCACCUCCACCAACCUGCGGGUCAGGGGGCUGCAGAGCAAGAUCAGCCUACUUCAGCAGACCUGCUCCGAGCUGGACCCCAAACAGGAGGCAGUGCCGGUGUCCAACCUGGAUGUGGAGAGUAAGCUGACGACACAUUACCAGGCCCCCUGGCACCAGCAGAGGAACAUCUUCCACCCCUCCACGCGGCCAACAUGUGUAGAAGAGCUCCACAGGCAAGCCAACCUCAGCCUGUGGGCCCUGCACCAAGAUCGCCAGAGGAGACAGUCAGGCAGCCGGGAGCGGAGGGUAACCAUCUCGAUCUCAGCCGUGCCCCCCAUGCCCAUAUACCCCUCCCCUCACAUCAUACAGGAUCAAGGAAACAGCGGCACCAAUCUGACAACGUUUGAAUCCACCCGCUCCUCCUCCCCCACCGAAUGUUGCCGCUUCUCCCCCUGGAGCAGAAAGGCUGCGCCCUCUGACCCCGACACUGACGGGGUGGCUCUAGGUCACCGGUCUAAGUGUCCCAUCCCUAACAUCCCCUCCACCCUGGACAAGCAGACUAACUGGUCUAAAGCCCUGCCGCUGCCCACCCCAGAGGAAAGAAUGAAAACCAAUUCCCAAGUCAUCACCUCAUGUGUCAUCCCCAUUAAUGUGACUGGGGUUGGCUUUGACAGAGAUGCCAGUGUGCGCUGCUCGCUCGUCCACUCGCAGUCGGUGCUUCAGAGGAGGAGGAAGCUGAGGAGACGGAGGACGGUCGCCGGUGUUCCCAGACAGGUGCAGCAAGAUCUAGACUCUGAUGACUCUCCAGGCUCCAGAGAGCGGACAGUGAUCAUUCAUGCCAGUCCAGACAUCACACCCUCCAAUGAGGAGCUGGCCAGCCAUCUCAGCACCAGAGACUCAGGCUGCCAGACAGAGGACUUUCUGAUCUCAGGAGCUCCAUCUCGGAGGAGGAUCAGGGCCCAGAGAGUCCAGGGAGUCUCUGUCUCCCUUUCUCACUCUGCAGGCAACAUCUCCUCCCUGCCGGACAGCGCUGACACCAUGUUCACUGCCUCUGUGGGUGCACGCCUGCGCUCCAGGAGCCUGCCCCGGGACGGGAGCCGGAUGAUGGACAACGGGCACAAUGACAGCGAUGAUGAGGAGGAGCUUUCCCCGUUCGACACUGAGGAUUUCCUGCCUGGACCCGGGGAAUUGAUUCUGAAGGACGAAGAGGAGAGCACAGACGACCAGGCCAUGUCUGAGCACCAGCUGGGCCUUAAGUAUAAGCAGCUCUCUGAGAGUCCAGAGCGCAGCUGGAUGGAGAGGACCAGAUCCCAGUUGCCCAGGAAGGCCGACCUUGGCAGCUGUGAGAUCUCAUCCAGCUCAGACACCUUCAGUAGCCCGGUCCACUCUGUCUCAGCUGCGGGGGUGCUGGGAGGCCAGAUGGACCACAAGGACGACCACCAGUCUUCUAGUGGUAACUGGAGCGGGAGCAGCUCCACCUGCCCCUCACAGACCUCAGAGACCAUCCCCCCCGCAGCCUCUCCGCCGCUGACCGGCUCCUCCCACUGUGAUUCUGAGCUCUCCCUGAACGCCACCACUCACAACAACGAUGACCAGACCGGCUUCAUGCUGGACCACUACCAGGGCCUCAGGCCCCAGCGGGCGGGCUCCUUCUCCUCCACAGCUAUGGACAUAUUAGAGGAAGCGGGGGGCAGCACUCCCAUUGAGCAGGAGUGGAGUUACCCCCACCCCGAGCCUCCACACUCACAGGACUUCAGCCCCGAGCCGAGCAGAGAGGCGGAGAGCAGCCUGGGCUGCCCGAGCUUCACCAGCAUGGCCACCUGUGAGAGCAGCUACUCUGACAAGCCGCUGUCAGAGAAGGCGGACACCGUCUCACACUACUCUGUAGACACUGAAGGCUACUACACCUCCAUGCACUUUGACUGCGGUCUGAAAGGCAGCAAAAGCUUCACAUAUAACUAUGCAGCCUCUGGCUCCGACUGUGGCCUGUCUGACCUCAGUGGUCACAUGACUCUGGGGAGACGCUGCCUCUCUUUAAGGAAACCAAAGGUGAAGCCGUCUCCGCCUAAGAGGAGCUCCUCCUUAAGGAAAAUAUGCAGUGACGGGAACAUCCCUGACAGGAAAGAACCAAAGAUUACAUGUGGCCAGCAGCUUCCGCUGUCCUCCAAUCAGAGGAGGCUACAGCUGGUUUUGUCUGGCUCUCCAGGUCAUAUAGAAAACUCUUCACUCGGCAGAGAGCCUCUUGUGGUGUGGGGGGUGGAGGGCUCGGCCGAUCUACCUGACUUAGGUGUUUUUAGCUCCACAGAUGCUCAUUCAUUUAAGGACGAUGGGGUUGUACAGUCAGACUAUGCAGAUCUGUGGCUGCUGAACGAUUUAAAAUCCAGUGAUCCGUACCGAUCUUUGUCAAACUCCAGCACGGCCACAGGUACAACUGUCAUCGAAUGCAUCAAGUCACAGGAAAGCUCAGAGUCCCAGACGUCCCAAUCUGGCUCCAGAGCCACCACGCCCUCACUUCCAUCAGUGGAGGGUGAGUUUAAACUAACCUCACCAGAGAAGCUGGCAGGCCUGGCCAGCCCAUCCAGCGGCUACUCCAGUCAGUCAGAAACCCCCACCUCCUCUUUCCCCUCCGCCUUCUUUCCCGGGCCGCUGUCACCCUCCAGUGGCAAGAGGAAGCCCAAAGUCCCAGAGAGAAAGUCGUCUCUGUCAUCACUGUCUCUGCAGUCGCUGUCCUGCAAGGAUGGAGCGUCCUCGCAGAGAGACCUGGAGCUGCCGGUAAUCCCCCCCUCCCACCUCGACUUAAGUGCCCUUCAUAGCAUCAACAAGGCAGCAGGUUUCAGGACCCAGAUUCAGACACUUCACCAAAACAAACAGAAAGCUGUAGUGACACCCAAAGCUGCAGCACCCACUAACUCAGAGGUGUUUCAUGUCCACACCCUGUCCAUCACACCCACAGUGCUGCACUCAGUACAGCUCCGAUCCAUCAGCAAAGACACUGAAGGAGGUCAUGUGGACAAAGCAGCUGCCAAACUGAAAAGUAGUAAAUCAUUAGAGCUUAAGAGUCCACUUUUACACAACUCACAUCAUCAUCAUCAUCAUCAUCAUCAUCAUCACACAUCGUCGAAGCAGAUGUGUGAGUCAGUGUUUACCUCAAAUGAAGAAGAUCUUCUUCAUGGAGAAGCAGCUUGUCAGAGUGAGAUGAGGGACGAGCAGCACAGAGAGAGUGAGACAGCUCACAGACUGCAGUCAGAGACAUCAGAAGACACCUCGGAGACCACCACUGCCCAGGAAGGAGGGACGAUACAAACACCUGUCUGCUGGCAGUCUGAGCCUCUACAGCAGCAAAGACCUGAGCCCUGUGAGGAGCAGACGUGGUCCGCUCCCUCUGUUCUGCACAGUUCACCGCAGAGAUCCCACAGUCUUGAUAAAGUGCCUGCUACUGACGCCCAAUCAGAGGUGCUGCAAGUGAGUCCACUCAGUAAUGAAGGCUGCAAAGAGGAGGAACAUGAGUCGUCAGGUGUUUCAGCCGACAGUGCCUCUCAGGAGGGGAAGGACGAGUCCACAGCAGAGACCGAGGGCGACUUCACCAAAGACUCUACACCCAGUGACAGCACAGUGUCCCCGCUGAGUGAUGAGUCCAGGCCGGAGGACGAAAGUGUGUUUCUGUCACCCACCAAGACUCGCACCACAGAGGAUCUGUUUGCGAUGAUUCACAGGUCCAAAAGGAAAGUGUUGGGCAGGAAGGACUCCGCUGAGCUGGGUGUGAGGAGCCGCGUCAUCGCUGCAUCAGGGAGCACACCACCCAGCAGCACCACCAGCAGCCCAAUGAACUCCCCAGUCUCCCUGGUGUCACCCUCCUCCCCUGUGACCCCACCAGGCAUACAGAGAGUCCCCGGGCCCAUCUACAGGAACGCAAAGAAGUCCAGCACCUCCAACGAGGAGUUCAAACUGCUGCUGCUCAAAAAGGGCAGCCGCUCGGACUCCAGUUACCGCAUGUCAGCUACAGAGAUCCUCAAGAGCCCCAUCGCUCCUAAGUCUCCUGGAGAGUCUCUGACGGAGUCGCCCAGACAGCCUGAGGAGCUCUCCUCCCCCCUGCAACAGCUGCAGCAUAGUUCAGGACCAGAUCAGCUCUCCAGCCCCAAAGCCAACGCUGAGGGUUUCUCCCCGAAAUCCUUCCUCACGUCUGCUGCGUCCAGGCAGGGCCGCUCCAGAAUCCCCCCACCCGCCAACAGCAGCCGCUACAGCAUGCGCAGCAGACUGUACUCAGCGCCCAUGCAGGCGAUUUCUGAGGGCGAGACCGAGAACUCAGACGGAAGUCCCCAUGACGACCGCUCUUCACAGGGCUCCACGUAGAAAACAGAGAAGUGUCAGAAGGUGUGAAAUGAUUUUGUUAGUUUACAGAUAAAACAAACGGACCAGAGUGAGUUAUAAUAUAUAUGAGAUGUAGAAAGAGCAGGAGCAUUGAUGAGGUUAAUGUGGUUCACAGAACACGAGGGAAAAACCACACUGUUAAAAAAAAAUAUAAAUGAACUAAUGGUGUUUUAUAGCUGUUUCCUAGUUGUUGUUUUUUUUCUGUGGAUAUUUUAAACAAGUUCAAAAAUAUUUUAUACAUAAAGUAUUUCUAAAAAAUCACUUCAUGAAAUGAAUAGUUAGAGUAAGAAUCAGGGAACCAGGUUAUUUAGCAUCUGCUUUCAGUGAAAAUAAAAUAUGAUUUAUGAACAGAAAUUAAAGGCAAAACUUUAUUCCAGUUGAGUUCACAGCAAAUACAGGCUUAAACAUAUUAUCAACAGUCAGACACCCAGCUGACUCCACUCCUUCAGCCCUAUUUUAAUGUUUAAUCCCUGAAAUUGACAUUUUUUAUCUUGAAAACAGACAAAUAUUUUGUAUUAGCUGUUUGUAUUCUAUGAAUACCUAUGCAAUUAGACAAUUUGUACAUUUCCUCCAGCCAGUUACACCAAAAUGAUUUUCAUACCACGACCUGAGCAUCAGGACUAAAAGUGUGUGAGACACAGCAGAAGAAAACAAUGUGACGCCUCAGUGCAUCUGCUCAAAUCUGAUGUGAUGUCUGUGUAUUUCCCUCAGUCCUUUUUAAAAGCAUAUAGUAAAUUAUAUCAAAGAUGAUGUAUUAUUACAACUUUUUUAAAUUCUCAUGCAAUAACAUGAGUGAAAGAGGUGAGACAGGAAACGUCAGAGCCAAGCACUAACUCGACAAUCUCUGGAAACAAGAAGGAGGCAGGUGUUAACGUGGGAGGUGAAAAAGUGAUCAAAAAGUUGGAGGUGGUGAAACAGGAGCUGUGAGCGAAUGAGGAGGUCAUAUGUUUAAGAAGAAAAACGUAACAAUGGUCAUUUCUGGUUUGCUGACUUGGUGUGUUUACGAAUCGUUGAAAGAGGCAAGUGGAAAGUGUUCAGGAGGAUCAAAUACAAAUAUUUUAUUUUACUCAGCAAGAGACAAGAAGUGACAGAGCAGCUUCGGGCCUCAGCAGGUUCGAGUGUUUCUGUGAGAUUUUCAGUUGUGAUGGAGGAUGAAGGGUUAAAUUUGAAACCAGGUCUGUGGUGAAGAGAGGAGGUUCUGGAUUUGAUGAUGACGACGGACGACGAUCUGUUUUAUUCCCCAUCAAAGAUCUAACUGUCACAUUCUAUGUGUCUGAACAAUCUAAAUAUAUUUAUUUUUUAUAACUGACACAGAAAAUCUCCACAUGCUCCUUGAUUUGGUUUAAAACCUGAAACUGAAAUCUUUAAAUGAAAGUAUAUUUUAUUCAAAUGCUUAUUUUGUUUAUAAGAGACAGAUUUUAAAUCUUAUUUGAGACACUGGCUGCAGAGACAAAUAGGCAAGCAACUCAUUAAAUGUCAUUAAACAAUGACAUAAACAGUCAUAAGCUAGAGGAGAGGUUACAGAUGUAACCCAGGCGCUCUGAAGCUGGUUUAUUAUCCUGCACAUUCACAAUAAUUUACAAGUAAAUUGUGUUUAUUGCAGCGGUGGUAUUCAACCAUUAUGCAAUGUUGACUGAGUCGAUGUAGCCAUAUUGAAGACUGUUCACCACUAUUGGUACACUGUAGAUAUCAACUUCAUUUUGGCCUUAAUAAUGAUACUCCACACUGAUGCAACUACAUAGAACAGGGUACACAGUGGGGUGUGUGUGUGUGUGAACCUUCAUUCCAGCAUUUAUUUUUGCACUGAUAAAGUGAUGUUUGUGAAGUUUCAGUAGUCUCUUGCUGUACCUGGAGAUAUUCACCAACCUUUACAUGGAGCUGUUUGACUUUCCUUUGAGUAAUAUUCACACUUUAGGAGUGGAGUAGAUGCUUCUGCCAAAGGCUAGAACGUGUACAUGUUAGUGGCAUUGAACUGUUUUUCUUUUCUCGUUUACUUGACUCAAACCAAUACUAAAAGAAAAAGAAAUACGGCUUAUUAUAACUUAUGGUACUAGAUACAUUUCAUUUCAGAUCAGCCUCUGUAUACUGUAGGUAUCAGCUUUGUAUUUUUUUGUACAAACUUGUAAAUACAAUAACUUUUGGAAUUGUCUCAAAGGUUGUUGAAUUGUUUCUUAUGUAAAAAAAAAAUGUUUUCAAAGUUUACAUUAAUUUCAAACCUUUGUAUAUUUUUGAGCUGUGGAACACUUUGUCUUGUAUUUAUUUUUUAGUAAGCAUUGUGGAAAUCCCAUAGUAAAUCCUAUCAAAGCCAACUGCUAGCACCACAGGCUGCUUAGCAAAUGUGUAUAAAAAGACAAAUAAAUGUGACUGCUUUGAAAAUGGGGAUGUUGUUCUCAUUUUAAAGGUGUUAUCAAUCAGUUUUACUUUUAUUUUUUGUACUUAAGUACAAAGUGCAGGUACUUAACUUGACUUCAUUUCACUUUAAAAUUUACAUUUCAGAAGGAAAUAUUUUUUUCUUCCCUGCAUUUAUUUGACAGCUGUAAUUAGUAGUUGCUUCACAGAUUAAGAUUUUUCUUACAACAUGUAUGAUGGCCUUAUAAAAAAUAAUUCAUUGUUAUAAACUAAACAACCUAACAUUAUAUAAAUUAGUUUAAAUAAAAUUUAUGUAAAAUGAGAUGGAAUAAUAAUGAAUUAGUAACAAAUUGAAUGGAUAAAAUGAAUGAAAUAAACGAAUAAUGAAAAUAAGUUUAAAAACAAGAAAACAACAACAACAACAGCAAAACACUACUCAGUGCAUUUUACUUAUAAUAUUUGCGUACUCCAACUUAAGUAUGAUUUAUGUAUGAUUUUAUAUUUGAAUACUUCCACAACUGGAAUUUUCACUGCAGGUGAAAAAUGUGUGUUGUUACAGUACAAAUUGUCAUCACAUUCAUUUAUUAUUCAGUCACACAAACACUUUUUACAGAGCUGGUGUUCUGUACUGGACUGCAGUGUCAGCUUGGUCUCCAAACCUGUGGAUGGCGCCAUUUCAUACAACAAAACAAGACUGUAAGAGACUUUGGCUCAGGAGGGUAGAAUUAGAAAAAAGACCAGAUGAGAAGAGUAUUGAAAAUUUUGCACAUGAAUAAUUGGAGAACUUGUAAAUGACAACUGGUAAACAACACAAAAUGAUAGAUCCCCAUUGAAAUCCCAUUUUUCUCUUGCAUUGUAGCACAAUCAGAUGUGUUGUGCUGCUGUUUCUAACAGACUGUAUAUUGGCAGUAAAACACCAUAAUUGUUCUGAGUGUUCUGAAACAUCUCCAUACUUCUAUCUUUGCUGUCUCAAGUUACACAGCUACUACAUUGUACAGAGUCAGGCCGCACAGAGUCCUGCGGUGUUGUGCAGGUCUCACCACAGUCAAUGCCAUGGUGCCUCUGAUUCAGAGCUAACACUAGAGGGUGUUCUUCAGCUGAACACACAGGAGAAUAUCCACUGGGUAAUUUAAUGCAAAUUGAGUGUAAAUUUAAAUUAGGCCUCUUUGUGUCCUGGCCAGUGAAAUAAUACAGCUGUGAUUAUUUUUUUUUCAAACAUCUGGACAUGUUCCUCUCAACAUAACAGACUGAGCUCUUAGCUGUAGUUAUAUACAUGUCAUUUCUACAUCUGUUAUGUCAGUUUCAUGGUCCAGCUCCACAGUCUGUGUGAAUUCCCUUUGUUGCUCUGGUUAAUGUCAAAGAGCCUGUGACGGACAAAAACGUCUUGUUCUCAGUCCGUACAUGUCAGCUGAGCUCAGAUUGUAUGUGAAGGGGAAAAGAGGUAAACAAAGACCUGGACUGUUUGGCAUCCCAAGUGGGUACCUAUCAAAGGGCACACUGACCGUGACCCCUGACCUCCAUUUACAUUGGAGACGGGAUGGCUUGGAAUGGCAUGAAUGGUGUCGAAAUCAAGUGUUUUUGUUCUUCAGUGUGUAUGUAAUGUGCUGAGAUGGA
Messenger RNA from Seriola aureovittata, 8840 nucleotides. It is a transcript of the gene nhsa, whose product is annotated as Nance-Horan syndrome a (congenital cataracts and dental anomalies). Gene Ontology annotation, biological process: cell differentiation; lens development in camera-type eye. The coding region runs from base 345 to 4859 and encodes 1504 amino acids. NCBI's taxonomy places the organism in Eukaryota, Metazoa, Chordata, Actinopteri, Carangiformes, Carangidae. The record is from RefSeq and is a predicted model, not a curated record. The transcript has 9 exons.